AUGAUAUCCGAUGCGGAAGUCAGCAUGAUAAGAGAGGUUUAGGGGUUUGUUUGGGCUUUUGUUGUCGCUUUCUCCGCAAAAUGUCAUUCAUAAGUUUUUCGAAUGCCACAUGGUCCGAAAAAGGAUUGGAGUUUUUCAAGUGACAACAAUAAAUCGGCUUAAUAAAACGGCUGUUUUAUUAUGCUUAUAGGUUUACAGAUCAUUCUUAUCCUUCUUUUCCUCCAACUUUGUUUACUUACGUAAUUUAACUCAAACUUUUUUAAUGUACAAUACAUUCCUCACAUGGUUCAUGUUGCAUUUUUCUCCAUAUUUGUAUAAAGUGAAGUUUUCCAUGUGGAACAAAAUCGAUUGCGAAAGGUACUUUAUAUUUAUACUGUAGUUUUCCCGCAAAAGAAUGUUUCACCUUUUCUCCCCGUGCUAUUUGGUGUGAGAGUCAAUGAGAAUAACGUUAAUUCUUACACAAACUGUGGAGCCUCCUCAGAAUCGGAAGGGCGUCAUCUGGCCCGAAUUCUGAAUCACGCAAAGUUUAUUUUAGAACGUUACCUUUCAGCAGCAGGUAUUCCUUCGUCUAUUUUUUGUGACUUUGUUUCAUUCGGGCGAACGUUCCUUCCUUCCGUUGAUAAAACCGCCGCGGUUUUUUUUCGGUCGCGAAAAAACAAGUGGAGAUAAAAGAAUUUGUUCAAUUUCACAAUUUCCGAGCCAUCCAACCGAGUUUCUCCAUUUCCGUCCUCCGGGAAGGAUCGUUUUCGCCUUCUAACCCCGAAUUACUGCGCAAAAUUCCGAUCGUUCUUUCUUCUCAAUAUUUGUUAUCCUUUAUUUCAGAUGUCGCAAAAACCAGGUGUCUCUGAAGAAAGGCAUCCACUCCGGAAGACCGAUCUGACGCCGGCAGUUGGUGGAAACACCCCACAAGAAGCGUUUGCCAGGCAACUACGGCAGUAUGAUUCUAUUGUAAGUCGUUUUUAAAUGUAUUUCUUGCCAAACUUGAACUCAAAUGCAUGCAAGUUCCGUAUUUUGAGCCUUUAGCUUUUGAUUUUUAGUCUAGUAAGGUUUUUCUCACUCUUAAAUUUCAGAAAUCAAAACGAGUCCUUGUUGCCACAAUCCCUGUGACUCCCAGGUUCACCAGCAUUACCCGACCAAGCCGUCGCGCCAAUGACAAUUUCGAAAGCAGGCCAACCUUACCAGUGGACGGGCGAGAACAUUCAAUGUCUUCAUCAGUCUCUUCACCUUCUCAGAAUACGACUCCAGCAAGCUCCGAGGUCUGA
Molecule: messenger RNA, 1262 nt
Organism: Bursaphelenchus xylophilus (pine wood nematode)
Lineage: Eukaryota; Metazoa; Nematoda; Chromadorea; Rhabditida; Aphelenchoididae
Source: the annotation of a GenBank genome assembly